Molecule: messenger RNA, 5185 nt
Organism: Mus musculus (house mouse)
Lineage: Eukaryota; Metazoa; Chordata; Mammalia; Rodentia; Muridae
Gene: Col28a1
Product: collagen, type XXVIII, alpha 1
Exons: 36
Coding region: 378-3803 (1141 amino acids)
Cellular component (GO): collagen type XXVIII trimer; basement membrane
Molecular function (GO): serine-type endopeptidase inhibitor activity
Source: RefSeq, a predicted model, not a curated record
GUCAGAAGCUCAACCGUGGGAAAUUCAUCCAUUCAGAGGCAGCUCUAUCAGCAAGCACAAAGGACAAAUACAAAUUCCCUGUUGGGGAAGCUUGCCAACAUCUUUUCUACAUGAUAACAUUUGGUAUGACUCCACCCUCCCUCUUCAGAGAAACUUGUUGAAGUAGAUGGGAAUUAACACAGACAGCCUCAACUGGACAAUGUGCAGAGAGAGAGAGACUUUGGAGCACUCAGUUCCAAAUAGGAUGUCUUCAUCAAACCCCUGCCCUCAAGGCUCAAGUUCUAUGCAGAAGAGUUGAUGAUGGAAGACUCCAGGAAAGCAGUGUCUCCAGACACAACAGGUGUUACCAGGCAGAUGAAUUUUUACCAUCUACCAUAAUGAGGAGAAGAGACGUUGCCUUCUGUCUUCUGCUUUUGCCAGCUUUUAUGACUCAAGCAGUGUAUGGACAAAGAAAGAAAGGACCAAAGCCAAACACACUUGCAAGGAAAAAUGACUUCCAGGAUGCCAUUUGCUUCAUAGAUGUUGUCUUUAUCUUGGACAGCUCAGAAAGCUCCAAAAUUGUACUCUUUGAUAAUCAGAAAGAUUUUGUGGACAGCUUGAGUGAGAAGAUUUUCCAGUUGACUCCUGGCCGUUCAUUAAAAUAUGACAUCAAGCUGGCAGCCCUUCAGUUUAGCAGCUCGGUCCAGAUUGAUCCACCCUUGUCUUCUUGGAAGGAUCUCCGGACAUUUAAGCAGCGGGUCAAGUCUCUGAAUUUAAUUGGGCAAGGUACCUUUUCUUAUUAUGCCAUCUCCAAUGCCACAAGGCUACUUAAAAGAGAAGGGCGUAAAGAUGGCGUGAAGGUGGCUUUGCUGAUGACUGAUGGCAUCGAUCAUCCCAAGAGCCCAGAUGUCCAAAGUAUUUCUGAAGAUGCUAGAAUUUUGGGAAUAUCAUUUAUCACCGUUGGACUUUCCACUGUGGUCAAUGAAGCCAAACUUCGUUUGAUAUCUGGGGAUCCUUCCAAUGAACCCGUUCUACUAUUGAGUGACCCAACACUUGUAGACAGAAUUCAGGAACGCCUGGGUGUCUUGUUUGAAAGGAAGUGUGAACACAAGAUCUGUGAAUGUGAAAAGGGCGAGCCAGGUGACCCAGGGCCUCCUGGUACCCAUGGAAACCCUGGUAUCAAAGGUGAGCGAGGACCAAAAGGAAACCCGGGUGAUGCUCAGAAAGGAGAAACUGGAGAAAGAGGUCCUGUGGGAAUCCCUGGGUACAAGGGUGACAAGGGUGAACGAGGAGAAUGUGGGAAACCAGGAAUGAAAGGUGACAAAGGACCUGAAGGGCCAUAUGGACCAAAGGGACCAAGAGGAAUUCAGGGCAUUGGUGGACCUCCAGGGGAUCCAGGUCCAAAGGGAUUUCAAGGAAAUAAGGGUGAGCCAGGUCCUCCUGGUCCUUAUGGUCCUCCAGGAGCCCCUGGUAUUGGACAGCAAGGUGUUAAGGGUGAGAGGGGCCAGGAAGGAAGAAUGGGAGCUCCCGGACCGAUUGGAAUUGGUGAACCCGGACAGCCAGGUCCCCGUGGUCCUGAGGGAGCACCAGGAGAGCGGGGCCUACCAGGAGAAGGAUUUCCUGGACCUAAGGGUGAAAAGGGAUCUGAAGGACCAAUCGGCCCACAAGGAUUACAAGGCCUGUCAAUCAAAGGGGAUAAGGGGGAUUUGGGACCUGUGGGACCGCAGGGGCCAGCGGGAAUUCCUGGCAUCGGAAGCCAAGGCGAGCAGGGGAUCCAAGGUCCAUCUGGUCCACCUGGUCCUCAAGGACCCCCAGGACAAGGCUCACCUGGUCCUAAGGGAGAAGUAGGUCAGAUGGGACCCACAGGGCCUAGAGGACCAAUGGGCAUUGGAGUACAGGGUCCAAAGGGGGAGCCAGGCACAGUGGGGCUCCCAGGACAGCCUGGAGUCCCAGGGGAAGAUGGGGCCUCUGGAAAGAAGGGAGAAGCUGGACUUCCAGGAACAAGAGGCCCAGAAGGAAUGCCUGGGAAAGGACAGCCCGGCCCCAAGGGUGAUGAAGGAAAGAAAGGGAGCAAAGGAAAUCAAGGACAGAGGGGGUUUCCAGGACCCGAAGGGCCAAAGGGAGAGCCAGGUGUUAUGGGCCCCUUCGGAAUGCCCGGAGCCUCAAUUCCUGGACCAUCUGGACCAAAGGGAGACCGAGGAGGACCUGGCAUGCCUGGUCUUAAAGGAGAACCUGGACUUCCUGUUCGAGGACCAAAGGGUGCCCAGGGUCCCCGAGGACCAGUGGGGGCUCCAGGACUCAAAGGUGAUGGCUAUCCUGGUGUGGCUGGACCGCGAGGAUUGCCAGGACCCCCUGGACCAAUGGGCUUACGUGGUGUGGGAGACACUGGAGCAAAGGGAGAACCAGGAGUCAGAGGCCCUCCAGGUCCCUCUGGGCCUCGGGGAAUAGGAACCCAAGGACCAAAGGGUGAUACUGGGCAAAAGGGCCUGCCUGGCCCUCCUGGGCCCCCUGGCUAUGGAUCACAAGGAAUUAAAGGGGAGCAAGGACCUCAAGGUUUCCCAGGGUCAAAGGGCACAGUGGGCCUUGGCCUCCCUGGUCAGAAGGGAGAGCAUGGAGACCGGGGUGAUGUGGGAAGGAAAGGCGAAAAGGGAGAAACUGGAGAGCCUGGGUCUCCAGGAAAACAGGGGUUACAAGGACCUAAAGGAGACCUGGGACUCACAAAAGAAGAAAUUAUCAAACUUAUCAUUGAAAUAUGUGGUUGUGGGCCCAAAUGCAAAGAGACUCCACUGGAGUUGGUGUUUGUGAUUGACAGUUCAGAAAGUGUGGGACCAGAGAACUUUCAGAUCAUCCAAAGUUUUGUGAAGACUUUGGCUGACCGGGUGGCCUUGGACCUUGGCACAGCCCGGAUAGGCAUAAUCAACUAUAGCCACAAGGUGGAGAAGGUGGCUAGCCUGAAGCAGUUUUCCAGCAAGGAUGACUUCAAGCUGGUGGUAGACAACAUGCAGUAUCUGGGGGAAGGCACCUAUACAGCCACUGCUCUUCAAGCAGCUAAUGACAUGUUCAAAGAGGCAAGGCCAGGUGUAAAGAAGGUGGCCUUGGUGAUCACGGAUGGACAGACAGAUUCCCGAGAUAAAAAGAAGCUGGCAGAUGUGGUGAAGGAUGCCAAUGACUCCAACGUGGAAAUAUUUGUCAUUGGAGUGGUGAAGAAGGAUGACCCCAACUUUGAAAUUUUUCACAAAGAAAUGAAUCUCAUUGCUACUGAUGCAGAACAUGUGUAUCAGUUUGACGACUUCUUUACCCUGCAAGAUACUCUGAAGCAAAAGUUGUCUAAAAAAAUUUGUGAAGAUUUUGACUCCUAUCUCAUUCAAGUUUUUGGAUCACCAUCUUUUCAACCUGAAUUUGGGGUAUCAGAACGAGAGGUCAGCGUAUCCACUCCAAAGCCUGCAAAAGAAAUGUCUAAGUCGUUUAAUGUUUCUAGAGGCCAAAAUGAAGAGACUGAAUCGUAUGUGUUGACUGAGGCUGGUAUCUUGGCCAUCCCAACCCCACCUGAAGCCACCAAUACACUUGAGCCAUUACUCAGCAGCCGUGAAGGAGUGGAAACAAGAACUCCAAAUCCCAAUUUGUUACAGUCAGAAAAAUCUCUGUACAAAGAUCCAAGAUGCGAGGAAGCCCUGAAGCCCGGGGAAUGUGGCGACUACGUGGUUCGCUGGUAUUACGACAAACAGGUCAACUCUUGCGCUCGCUUUUGGUUCAGUGGCUGCAAUGGCUCAGGAAACAGAUUCCACAGUGAAAAAGAAUGUCGAGAAACCUGCAUUAAACAAUGAACAAGCACAGUAACGGGCUUCGAUCAGAGGUUUAGAGAGAGUGUGAUACAAACAGUGCACCACAUCUGAGCAUACACUGACUGAGUACAGACCUUCAUAAAUGGCAUAGACCACCUUCUAGGGAUACAGUCUGAUUAAGUGCCUACACAGCUGAAGGGUGGAAGGACUGGGAUCUGAACUCAGCUGUGUAACUUUAGAACACAGACUCCAUCUUGCUUCACAACCUGUGGUGUGGCCCUGAUGCCUCGUCAUUCUAGUACACAAACAAUGACAGGUCACACCCCACCCUCCCUGUGCCCACACCGUUCCAGCACCUUCACAACCCAUCAGUGGAGAGUGGUUUGUGAGGGGAGGGACUUUGGUUUGAACACUGUAGGAAUGUCUACAUGUGAAUGCUGGGGUAGUGGUGAAGGAUGGUGAGGAGAGUUAAGAAUUUAGCCCAAAGUGAUGGUAGAAAUAUGUCUGAAUACUCACUAACAGUAUGAUAAGUUGACUCUUCCUGUUCCUCAUUGGUGUCAAAGCCUUCACUGUACACUAAAGCUAUGUAUUAAAAUAAAGCAGGUUUUACAUUUUUCCUUUAAAAACAUGUGAAUGAGACUGGAUUUUAUGGCCAAGGAGUGAGACCAUCAUUUUAUAAUAAUUUUGUUAUACCAAGUGUGGGGAGACAGAGAGUUCUGAGAUGAGACAGUAUUUUAACACACCAUCUACAGACUGCUUCCUCCUCCUCAGCCUGUUGUUCUCAUUCAAGUUGGACACCAAAAAGCUCCAGCCUAAGGAAAUGGAAGAGUAACUAUCCCUGAAUAAAAGAACAUUGCAGGAGUUUCCAAGGCACGAAAAGAAUAUACGCCACCUGUCUGUCAGUUAAAACAAGAUGAGACAAGCUGAAAAUGUAUCACAUGGAGAGAGGACAGAAGUGCUGACUCUGGGCAAGUCCUGCUGUGCCCUUUCCCCAUCACUUUUCUAUGACAGAGAGAUACUACUCCAGAUUUUGUGUUGCUAUUGGCUUUUCUAGGUAACUUUACAUGCAAGAUCACACAUAUAUCUAUGGAUACCUAAAUAAGAUAUAGUUAGACUUGCACAGCAUAUAGCUUUGUAAGAAUGAUACUGUCUGUAUUCUAUCCCUUAAUGCUUUCAUUUGGCUUUAUAAUCAACCCAUGUCUUACCAUAUAUAAAUACAUUCACAAAUAAUUUAUUACUUAGCUGUCAAAAUCCUAGAAGACUUUCACUAUAAUAUGUACUUCUCUGUGAUUUGCUAGAUUUUUUUAUUUAAAAAACCACAUGCACUUUUAUUCAUAUGCAUGCAUUCAUAUGUAUGUCAUAAUUGUAUAAUAUUUGUGAGAAUAUAUAACAAUAUAUUUAAUCUUUGAUUUGGUUAUGAUCAA